Molecule: messenger RNA, 3324 nt
Organism: Acanthochromis polyacanthus (spiny chromis)
Lineage: Eukaryota; Metazoa; Chordata; Actinopteri; Pomacentridae
Product: adenosine receptor A1
Exons: 2
Coding region: 1176-2168 (330 amino acids)
Biological process (GO): G protein-coupled adenosine receptor signaling pathway
Cellular component (GO): dendrite; membrane; synapse
Molecular function (GO): G protein-coupled adenosine receptor activity
Source: RefSeq, a predicted model, not a curated record
AAAAUGUUUCAACCAAAAUCCAGAGAAUUUUGCUGGAUUUUGGUUGAUUUUUUUAUGUGAAUGUUCUUAAAGAAAGUAGUAGUUUUUAUUGUAAGUUUUACUGAUAUCUAUGUAAUCACUUUAGAUAUUUUUAGGAUUUUUUUGGAAGAUUUUUACUCAUUUUUUGAAGAUAUUUACAAGAUCUUUCUUUCCAAAUUUGGGGGAUUUUUUUUAUUUUUUAAUGGAACCGUUAAGGGAAGCUUUAAAGGAAUUAUUAGAAUUUUCUUGCUGAAGGUUUUGCAGAUUUAAAGUCUGAAAAUGUGUGUGUGUGUGUGUGUGUGGGGGGAGGGGGGGCAUUUUCACAAUGAAACUUCUGAUGUCAACAUUUUCAGAAAAUUUUUGAACAUUCUCUGGUAGAAAAAGAAAAGCUAAAAUGUUUCUUGAGAACAUUCACAUAAAAAUAUCAACCAAAAUCCUGCACAAUUUGCUGGAUUUUGUUAGAUUUUUGUGAAUGUUCUUAAAGAAAAUCUAAGAAGUUUUACUGAUAUAUAUGGAACCACUUUAGAUAUUUUUUGGGAUUUUUUUUUUAAGAUUUUUGCUCAUUUUUUGAAAAUAUUUACAAGAAUUUUUUUGCCAAAUUUGGGGAAUUUUUUAAAAAUAAAACUUAAAGAUAAACUUUUAAGGAAUUCUUGGAAUUUUCUUCCUGAAGGUUUUGCAAAUUUUCAGAAAUUUUGGGAUUUUUUUGCUGAAUUUUUGGAUUUUUCUCAGACAAAGAAACAACUUUUUUUAAAAACUUUUUUUGGUGCCUGUAAAUGAGGACAACAGGAGGGCAAAUGUGAGCAAAACUAGAGCUGCAUGGUGCCGCAGGAAUCAGAGUCCCUCCCCUCGAUUUUAUGACCACACAGAUUAGUGAGGGAGUGAGUAGGAGAGCGAGAGGAUGUGGCAGAGUGGUGAUGCUCUGGUACCCAGUCCUGUGCAGAGCCUGAACAACAUGCUGAGGAUUAAUCAUUCAGGACGCCUCCAUGAGCUCCACGAGAAACGUGGCCUGGAGAGGAAGAACUCCUACUUCUGUGGCUGAGAGCAGACAGGGUGGAAGAUGUUUCUGGUGACGCAAAGCUUAAAGUGGAGAGAGGAAGCUUCAACCGUUUAUUUCCAAGAAUCUGAGCAAAGGUAAGUGAGCCAAAAAAAAACCCAAAAUGUCUUCCUCUCCUGGAGUGAAGCCUCGGGAGCACGUGGACCUGCUGUACAUCUCCAUUGAGACGGCCAUAGCGCUGGCCUCGGUGCUGGGCAACGUGCUGGUGGUUCUGGUGGUGUGCCUGAACCGGGCUCUGCGGAACACCACCUUCUGCUUCAUCGUGUCGCUGGCCGUGGCCGACAUCGCCGUGGGGGUCCUGGUCAUCCCCCUGGCCAUCGUCAUCAGCCUGGGCUUCAGCACCCACUUCUACACCUGCCUCUUCCUCUCCUGCCUGCUGCUCAUCAUCACCCAGAGCUCCAUCCUGUCCCUGCUGGCCAUCGCCAUCGACAGAUACCUGCGGGUCAAGAUCCCCACCAGGUACAGCACCAUCGUGACCCAGGGGAGGGCGUACGUCGCGGUUUGUCUCUGCUGGAUCCUCUCCUUCCUCACCGGGCUGGUUCCCAUGAUCGGCUGGAACAACCGCGACGCUCGGGGAAACCUCAGCAGCUCCAGCGAGAUCGUCUGCGAGUUCACCGCCGUCAUGAGGAUGGACUACAUGGUGUACUUCAACUUCUUCGGCUGGGUGGUGGUGCCGCUGACCAUCAUGAUCGUCCUGUACGGGGAGAUCUUCAGGGUGAUCCGGCGGCAGCUCAACCGCCGGGCCGAGGCCACGUGCGACGGAGAGCGGUACUACCGGAAGGAGCUGAAGCUGGCCAAGUCGCUGGCCUUGGUGCUCUUCCUGUUCGUGGUGUGCUGGAUGCCCAUACACAUCAUGAACUGCGUCAGCUUCUUCUGCCCGACGUGCUACGUGCCCAAGCUCGCCAUGUACGUGGGGAUCUUCAUGUCCCACGUGAACUCGGCCCUCAACCCCAUGGUUUACGCCUUCAGGAUAAAGCGGUUCCGCGUCACGCUGAUCCAAAUCACUCGCCGAUGCAUGUUGUGUAAAGCUGCAGAGCCGACCCCGUGUCCCACCAGCACCCCAUGCCUCACCGAGAAAGUGGACGUAAACCCGUGAAAAGGACCGCAGCGUUUCUUUGUCGGUCGAUGUUUCCACUGGGAACACAUCAGGGAUUAUAUAAGAUAUGGACCCGAUAUGGAAUAUCAAACCGUUACUAAAAGACACAGCAAGUCAUGGGACAAGUCUUUAACCCUCCUGUUGUCCUCAUUGACGGCCACCAAAAGAUACUGCUUCCUUGUAUGAAAAAAAUUCAGUAAAAAAAAAAUCCCCCCGAAUUUCUGAAAAUUUGCAAACUUCCAGUAAUUCCUGAAAAGUUUUCCUUAAAAGUUUUAUUUUCACUGUAAAAAUAUUUUUUCCCAACAUUUUCAAACUUUAAAUUUGCAAAACCAGGAAAAUUCCAGGAAGAAUAAUUCCUUAAAAGUUUUAUUUUAAAAAAUCCCCCAAAUUUGCAAAGACAAUUCUUGUAAAUAAUUUUUAAAAAUGAGUAAAAAUCUCCCAUAAAAUCCUAAAAUAUCUAAAGUGACUACAUAUAUCAGCAAAAGUUUUAAUCUUUUCUUGCCAAAUUUGAGGGAUUUUCUUUUUUUUUUUAAUAUAUAUUUGAAAAUUUUAAGGGAAACUUUUCAGGAAUUAUUGGAAUUUUCUUCCUGAAGGUUUUGAAAAUUUAAAGUUUGAAAAUGUGGGAAAAAACAAUAUUUUCACAGCGAAACUUCUGAUGUCCACAUUUUCAACAUUUUUGGGAAAUUUUUUGAACAUUUUUUGGUGGGAAAAAUGUUCAAAAAAAUGUUUAAGAACACCCCCCCCCCACCACCACCACCAAAAAAACCCCGACCAAAAUCUAGUAAAAUUCACUGGAUUUUGCUCGAUUUUUUUGGCUAAUGUUCUUAAACAUUUUUAACAUUUCUUUUUUUUCCACCAAUAAUUUCCCAAAAAUGUUGGAAAUGUGGACAUCAGAAGUUCUGCUGUGAAAAUAUUUUCAAACUUUAAAACGAGUCGAUUUGACUCGUACAAUGACAACGGUUAAAAAAAAACAAAAACAAAAAACAGAUCUUGCAACCAGAGGAGCCAAUAUUAUCCCCGUCUGUCUGCAUUAUUUUGUUUUCCCUCAGUGCUUCCUGAAUCGAUUCAUGUUGAAUUCUAACAUAAUAAGUGAUACAACAAACAUUUCAUGCUCUAAAAGGUCGAUGGUAAAAAUAAAGAUGAGUAGUUUCUUCAA